Molecule: messenger RNA, 1988 nt
Organism: Hypoxylon fragiforme
Lineage: Eukaryota; Fungi; Ascomycota; Sordariomycetes; Xylariales; Hypoxylaceae
Product: cAMP phosphodiesterases class-II-domain-containing protein
Exons: 2
Coding region: 304-1881 (525 amino acids)
Biological process (GO): cAMP catabolic process; negative regulation of glucose mediated signaling pathway; cGMP catabolic process
Molecular function (GO): 3',5'-cyclic-GMP phosphodiesterase activity; 3',5'-cyclic-AMP phosphodiesterase activity
Source: RefSeq, a predicted model, not a curated record
GGUAUGGUACAUACCUACUAACAAGUAUGAGCUAUGAGGUGUAAUAACUUAUAAGAACUUUGGAAGUAGGUAACCUGACGAAAACUCGAUGCCGUAGCAUGCUUCUCCAAGGACGAAAAUAAACGGCCUCGACGCUGUGCUGUUGUAUUAUUGCCCAAGCCACAACCUCUCAAUCUCACUUUCAAAUUGAGAAAAUACCGAGAGAGUCGAAGUCGGAAGGGAGAGGGGCCUUUUUUCUAUAAAUUCUUUUUUUUUCUAUCUCUCAUUGGAUCUUUUGAUCUUUUUGUAUCGACUAGAUACCAAAUGAGACGAAAGUACAACGGUCGCAACCGACUGUCGCAAAGAAGGAUGGCUAGACGAGACAGCGCGGGAAAUGCAAGUCAGCCUGCCUUGCAGGUCAUCGUGCUGGGUUCGGGCGGUGGACCCCAGGAACAUAAUGUUACCGCUUUUCUCGUAAGGUCAGUCAGAUCUGGCUGGACUAGAGGCUCAGUGAUCGCUCUCGAUGCUGGUGUCCAUAUGUCUGCCAUAGCUAGGAUACUGGAGGAGACACAACCACCAGGACUCGGUACCGAAAUUGCGUUACCGCAUAUCUUGAAGUCAGGUCCCUUUGCCGGAAUGGAAGUUUCUUCAGCAUCCGCGUCAGCAAAUGCAGCGUAUAUGACAAGACAUCUUAUUGACGCCUACCUCAUUACUCAUCCCCAUCUUGAUCAUAUUAGCGGGUUUGUUAUCAAUACCGCAGGACUACCAGGAACACGGCCAAAACGGAUCGCCGGAUUGCCCUCUACCAUCUCGGCAUUUAAGACCCAUAUCUUCAAUAACAUUAUUUGGCCAAACUUAUCUGACGAGAAUAAUGGUGCCGGACUCGUAACAUAUACACGCCUUGUCGAGGGAGGCAGUCCUGCUAUUGGGGAAGGUGAGGGCAGAGGAUACCUAGAGGUUAGCGAUGACCUCACGGUCAAAAUCUUCAGCGUCAGCCACGGACAUUGCAUGGAGAGGCACGCUCAUCGAGGCUCCACGUCGUCCUCUCGCUUUGGUAGCGUGGAUGCGCCUUCUCUCAUAUCCCCUAGACCUCAAGUGAACAAUGCUGCUUCAGGAGCGUCGUCGUUCUUCAGACCGACAGCCCCUGGCCAUUCGUUAUCGGGACAGGAACGGGAUUCCGUGUGUGUCUAUGACUCAAGUGCGUACUUCAUCCGGGACGCUGUUAGUGGUCGUGAAAUCUUGAUGUUUGGCGAUGUGGAGCCUGAUAGCCUCUCUUUAUCGCCAAGGAAUCAUGGGGUCUGGCUAGAAGCGGCCCCGAGAAUAGCAAAUGGCAAUCUCGCAGCAAUCUUCAUCGAAUGCUCCUACGAUGACAGCCGGACCGAUGACCGACUUUUCGGUCACCUCACGCCGCGCUACAUCAUCCAAGAGCUCAAAGUACUCGCCGCAGAAGUCGAGAUGCAUCGCCAGUCCCCAGUCAAACUUGAGCCGACUAAGAAACGCAAAAGAGAGCUGGGAGAAACAACUAGGAGAGCGAACCGAGCCAUAGCUAGAUCUGGUGGAGACGAUGGGCCGGUGUCACCAAAGUCGACACGCCCUCAGAGGAACUCAGGUUCACCGUCGGUGCCGAGUGACUACGGCUUCAACACCCCACGUAUCACAACCCCGACCGCCGAAAUGAGUCUGAGGGAUUUUGAGCCCAAUGCCAGCCCAUCUCUAGCCCCACAACAUAUACCCAACCUUCUAAAGGGGCUCAAGGUGGUUAUUAUCCACGUCAAGGAAGAUUUUAGUGAAGGCGUAUCACCAGGAGAGACGAUUUUACACGAAUUACUAGAACAUGAAAAGGAAAUGGAAUUGGGCUGCGAGUUUAUUGUAUCAAAGGCGGGACAAAGUCUUAUAUUUUGAUUUUUAUGGCAUAUAAGGGUGUGAAAGGGGGGGAAAGGGCGGGGGGGCGAGAGGUGUUGUGGUCAAUAUAGCACAACGGCAAUAUGGCGUGCGGGGUGGGCGGGUGU